Messenger RNA from Ahaetulla prasina, 3088 nucleotides. RefSeq names its product perilipin 1 (gene PLIN1). The record is from RefSeq and is a predicted model, not a curated record. Bases 161 to 1246 code for a protein of 361 amino acids. Gene Ontology annotation, biological process: lipid metabolic process. The transcript is spliced from 7 exons. Gene Ontology annotation, cellular component: lipid droplet. Gene Ontology annotation, molecular function: nucleic acid binding. NCBI's taxonomy places the organism in Eukaryota, Metazoa, Chordata, Lepidosauria, Squamata, Colubridae.
UCGAGACGGCGCUGCUGGCACCCUGUUGAAGACUGCUUGGCUUCUACAACCUGUGAGUACCUUCCCUGCACAGUCGAUGUCUCGUAACAUUUGUAGAUGGUCUUUGAAAUUGGCUGCUAGAAUCACUGUCAGCAAGCUACCGCUCAAACGCUAAUGCUCAAUGAUGGCAGCCAAAAACAAACCAGUAAUGCAGAAUGGAAACCCCAAGCGAAGCAGUGUGUUACAGAGAGUUCUGCAGUUUCCCGUGGUAAAUUCAGCCCUCACCAGUCUCCAGAGGACCUAUGCCAGUGCCAAAGAGAUCCACCCCGUCAUGGCAUCAGUAUGUGCCACCUAUGAGCGAGCUCUCCAGAAUGUCAGUUCCUUGGCUCUGUGGAGUGUGAAGCCUGUAGUACACAAGCUGGAGCCUCAACUUGCAGCAGCCAAUGUUUUGGCUUGUCAAGGUUUGGAUCAUUUGGAGAAGAAGAUGCCUAUCCUUCAGAAACCAGUGGAGGAAGCUACAUCUGAUUUGAAGGACACCAUUCUAACUCACCUUCACUAUGCGAUAUGCUCUGUCGUGGACAUCCUGGACAAAGUUUUUGGACUGUCUGCCGAAAAUAACGAGCAGUCCAAGAACAGCCUGAAGAUCAAGACAGAGAAUGCAAAGAGCAGUCAAGUGAACCAGGUGGCUAAAACCUCUGCAAUUGGAAAGCUGGAGAAGGUGGUGGAUUGGAAAAUGGAGCCCAAUUCAGUCCACAAGCCUGCAGACGGAUGUGUAUCAGAAAAAAUGCCUCCUUCCAGCACCUUUGCAAGCAUCAAAUCUUUAGCUGCUGCUGUUUCUCAGCUUGCUUUCAAACAGGCAUCCCAAGCCAUCCAGGUUACCAAGGACAAAGGAGUGAAGCUGGCUACGUGGAUCUCAUAUUUGUUCACCUUCCCAAGGGUUUUGAUGAAAGAAGAGGAAACAAUGGCAAUGGGUCCUCCAGAGUCUUACCAAGAACAAGAUGGAGUCCGGCUUCUUACUCCUGAGAGCAAGAAGCUGCAAGAAAGGCGGUCUAGUCGGGGACAUUAUCCUCUUCCCUUCCUCAAUCUCGAUGAGCCCCCACCCUUGGAAGCUGAAUCUACUGUGGGCCGGAAAUCUGCUUUCUCCCCUUACAAAGAGGGGUCCAGCAACAGAAGAUGGAGCGAAGGACUAUUCCGGUCCAGCCUGGAAACCACCCACAUGAGGGCUCACUUCGCGAGACUCUAUAGCUCUGCCGUCAAGAAAGACUAAGGCUAGUUGAGUGGGUUUGCUCAUUACGCUAAACUGGGAUUUGUUAAGUAUGAAUUGCUAUCCCAAGUGUGCUUUUCCAAUAGGCAACUGGAUUUUCUUGGCUUGUUUUUUUUUCCUUUGAAAACAUUUAGCUUUGCAUCCAAAAAGCUUCUUCGCUUCCUGGAUGAGAAGCGAAACAUUUUCAAAGGAAAAAAAAAAUCCAAGGAAGUCCAGUUGCCUUUUGGAAAAGCAGAUUUGGGACAACCAUGACCUGGAUGAUUGAGGAUCUCCCUAGACAUUUUUUGAUUUGCUAUCUACCAUAUUUUUUGGAGUAUAAGACAUACCUUUUCCCCCUCCCCAAAAAAGAGGGUGAAAAUCUGGGUGCGUCUUAUACUCCGAAUGUAGCCCACUCAGCUUCUCAGAUGGAGGUUUCAGAGGCUGAAAGAAGCUUCAGAAAUGAAGCUUCAGAAAAAAAGCCUCAGAAACAGAGCUUCAGAAAAAAAGCCCCCAAACAGCUUCAGAAAAAAAGCCUCAGAAACAGAGCUUCAGAAAAAAAGCCCCCAAACAGCUUCAGAAAAAAAGCCUCAGAAACAGAGCUUCAGAAAAGAAGCCCCCAAACAGAGCUUCAGAGGCUUUUUUUCUGAAGUUCUGUUUUGGAGGCUUUCAGAGGCAGAAAAAAAAAGUUUUUUCUGAAACAGAGUUUCAGAAGUUUCAGAGGCAGAAAAAAAAGCAAAAAAAAGCAAGGCACAGAACUCAUAACCAAGGAACCUGUUCCUAACAUUCACCUCUGGAAAGUGAUUGGGGGUAUUCCGGGAGGCCGAUCCACCUGCCAAUCAGCUUUUUUCUUAUUUUCCUCCCCAAAAACUAAGGUGCGUCUUAUACUCUGAAAAAUACGUUAUGUCACUCUUAGAUGACUUCACACAACAGCCUAAACACACCGCUCAGCAAUCCCAAAGGGUGAAAUCAUAUAUCUCACUUAGCUAUGGCAAAGAUUGCAAAAUCACAACUGAUAACACUAAUCCAGGAAUCAUGGCUUGACAAAACCCCAGAGCUAGAUUCACCGCAAUUCACAAAACCACAUUCUGGCUUUGGGCUAUGUGAGAAUGAAGCAACCGACAACUGAAUUCUUCUGCUUAAUUUACUGCUUAUGUUAACGUAGUUGAAAUCUCCACUGUGAACCUUGUAAUUGCCCCAACAAUUACAUCCGCUGUUGUAAUGCCGGCUUUAUUAGAAUAGCUUUACAAAAUUCUCCAAUAAAAUAACCAACUUUUACUGGCUUUGUGCGGGACAAUUCCAUGCUUCUUAGACAAUUGUACCAAAGUACAUUGAAGAUGGCUUGAUCUCUUAUUCGUUCAAAAUGGAUGGUUUCGAGGGAGAGAGUUGAGGGUCGCAACUGUGACAGGGAGAGGGUGAUAAGUUCUCUUCCCCCUCCCCAUGUCAUUAUUGUGACAAAAGAAUUUCCAUAGUAUAAGUCUUCCUCUGGAAGAGAUGGAACAAACUCUGAGGCAGAUUGGGUGGAAAAGGGUGCAAUUCAAGGUGCUGGUUGUCAUCUUUAAAGCCCAUCAUGGCUUGGGACCAGAGAGGGACCGUCUCUUGCCGGUCACAUCUACCUGACCCAUUAGAGCAGGGAGGCAGGGAAUGCCAUCCCCGAGGGAGAUAUGCCUGGUAAAACCCAGAAGAACGGCCUUCUUCGUGGUGGCUCCCUCGCUCUGGAAUGUCAUUCCGCCAGAGAUUAGAAUUAGCCCCCACUUUAACACUCUUCCGGAAGGCGUUGAAGACCUGGUUCUGCCAGCGGGCCUGGGGAGCCCAGAGCGGGAUGGAGCCCAUGAAAUGGCUCAUGUGAUCUGGUGUUGCCGGGGCAGG